Molecule: messenger RNA, 279 nt
Organism: Penicillium verhagenii
Lineage: Eukaryota; Fungi; Ascomycota; Eurotiomycetes; Eurotiales; Aspergillaceae
Exons: 2
Coding region: 1-279 (92 amino acids)
Source: RefSeq, a predicted model, not a curated record
AUGGGUUGGUUACAAGAGGAAAGCACGGCUGGAGAGAUGACCCGUUCGGGAUACCUUCACCCACCCAAAUGGGCCAAAUGGGGUGCUACGGGCUUCACUUCGGGCUUCACUUCAGCACUUGGAAUGUCAUUCCAUCCCACUAACACCAGGAAGCAAGCCAACUACGCCAAGAACAAGUAUAUCGCUACAAGCCUACACUAUUACCGGAUGGGGAUCUGUGCCGGGGAUGAUGUGCCUGAUCAGCUUCCAUGGGUUCUGCUUCCACGGCUCAUUCGAUAG